AUGGAGAUAGAGCGGUUGUUUGGCGUCCAGAAUUUUGCAGAUGUACCUGAAUAUGAGGUAACCGCGCCUUAUCAGUCAAAUCAAGAUGGCGACUUCGUGACACACAUACUCCACGAGAGACACAAGCGCGAUGUUCACGCGAGGAAUCAUGAUUGGUACUAUAAAACGGAUGCGUUUGGGAACAAACUUCAUUUGAAACUUACAAGAAACACGCAGUUGGUAAAACCUGGCCUGGAGCUUGAAAAACCACACGAGAACGGUGACGUCACAAGGAUGCCUGUUCAGUCUUAUUCAUUUUUCCAUGGAAGAGAAAUUUCGGAUCCAGACUCUUUUGUGGCUUUAAGCAAUGCAAGAGGACUGACAGGAAUGAUGAAACUAUCAAAUGAUACACUCUUCAUUACUCCACUUCCUGAUCAUCUGGCAAAACAUGUGAUUAUCAGGAAUGCCGCUAAGCUGCACCUUGUUUACAGAAGAUCAUCAGCGUCUAUGCACUGCCUUGGUGCAUCAGGAGUUGCUUCAAACUCCGCAUACUCAGGCAAGAAUUACGACGAAGUCAAUAAAACCACCCACACUAAACUUCUCGCCCACAAGUACUUGCAGGCUGCGCUGGUAGCAGAUGAGAAUGUGGAGGCUAGACAUGGAAAGGAGACAGCGCACUUCUUGUUAGUUUUGGCUAACAUAGUUUCUGGAAUGUUCCGCGACAAUUCUAUCGGGAAAAUUAAAAUUAAUUAUAUUGUCAGCCGACUUGUCAUUAUUACUAACAAAGAGCUGGGAGUAAGCGUGGGUUCUUCAUCGGAAGAUAAAUUGGACAAGAUCAGACAAUGGGCAGACAGAAUCAAACCAGCCAAUCAGAGCGAUCCCUUGUUUUGGGACGUUACAUCACUCGUCCAUAUUGGAGGAUUUGGAGGUUUAGCCGUAUUUGGAGGCGUAUGUGCGAGCAGGGUCACUGGCAAUGUAAAUGCGUAUAGUGGAUUGCAAACAGCCGGGAUUAUUGCACACGAAGUUGGACACAAUAUCGGCGUAGAUCAUGAUGAGAGCGACGACUGCCCCGCUGGCGUGAACAUCAUGGCUCCUACUCUGCCGGGAGGACAAGGUGCCUUGAAAUGGUCACCAUGCAGCCAAAAAGUACUUCAGGAGUUUCUCAGUGGACCUGGCUCCAAAUGCUUGGAUGACCCUCCAAGGAUAUUCCUGCCUGGAUCUAACCUCUCGGAUAAGGCGGACAGAAACCUUCCUGGCGUUUUGUUUGACGGAGAUGCUCAGUGUGAAUUUCUUUACGGCGUUGGAUGGCGACAUUGUUCAUUUGAGAAGACAAACUGUGGCUCUUUGUACUGUGAAAGAUCAUAUGGUAGUUGCAACAGUAAACUUGCUCCCCCAGCUGACGGUACAAACUGUGGGCCACGUCAUUGGUGCAUAAAGGGCAAUUGUGUUGACAAUGGUUUACCCAGAGUUGAUGGUGGAUGGGGGGAGUGGUCUGAAUACAGUCCUUGCAGUCGGACAUGCGGAGGAGGAAUACAGCACAGAACAAGGGCCUGCACUAAUCCACCACCUGAAAAUGGGGGUGAGAAUUGCCCAGGAUCUGCAAGAGGGAAAUGGAAAAUAUGCAACUGGCAGGUUGAAUGUCCUUUGCCUUCUUAUCGAGAUCAACAGUGCAUGAAUAUACAUCCGAAAAGGAGAGCUUAUUACAUUUCAAAUCCUUGUAGGCUUGCCUGCAUUGAGGGGUGGAUACUAAGACUUUAUGGUUCAGUGGCUGAUGGAACACGAUGCUCUAAUCAUCCUGAAAAUCGUGAUGUCUGUAUCGAAGGAAAAUGUCGAGCUGUUAGCUGCGACCACGGAAUCGAGUCUGGAGCAAGAAAAGAUCGCUGUGGAAUUUGUGGUGGCAUAGGAGACACGUGCGUUUUGGUGAAUUCUACGUACACAAAAGAUCACAGGGAAUACGGUUAUGGAAAAGAAGACACCAUUCGCGUGUUACCUCUAGGGACAACAAAUGCCAUGUUCAAGUGGAUUGGAAAAGACCACAACAUGUUGCACGGUCUCUGUGGCUCAAUGGUAGAACAUCAGAGCAUCAGAGCAUCAGAGCAUCAGAGCGUCAGAGCGUCAGAGCGUCAGAGCGUCAGAGCGUCAGAGCGUCAUAGCAUCAGAGCAUCAGAGCAUCAGAGCAUCAGAGCAUCAGAUCAUCAGAGCACGAAAUCAGAAGGUGUUAAAGAUUCUCAUAGCGGUGAAUACAUAAUAAAUCUCCCUUCCCGGAGUCAAACUGUUUAUUACAAUGGAACAAAAAUUGAAUACAAAAGUGAACGGAAUAAACAUGAAGAUUCUAUAUUUAUAGCUGGACCCACGAAAAUUCCCUUUGAAAUUGUGGUGUCAGAACUCGAGAUCUCAGUUGCGUUCGAUCUGAUGAUGGUACUCCUGCAUCAGUGCAUUCCUGUUCCGACGUAG
Molecule: messenger RNA, 2433 nt
Organism: Stylophora pistillata
Lineage: Eukaryota; Metazoa; Cnidaria; Anthozoa; Scleractinia; Pocilloporidae
Product: A disintegrin and metalloproteinase with thrombospondin motifs 16-like
Biological process (GO): extracellular matrix organization; proteolysis
Cellular component (GO): extracellular matrix
Molecular function (GO): metalloendopeptidase activity
Source: RefSeq, a predicted model, not a curated record